UUACAAACACCCCAUGCCACCUGGUACAGCCAGUGUGGUCAUGGCUGAUGAGUUGGCAGCACAGACACAGAACAUUGUCGUCAUUACAGAAUUCUACCGGACACACUGGAGCUCCAGGAGAUCCAAGUGUUUUCCCCCCUCAUGUAGUAGGGCCUAGGGCCUUUUCCUACAGACCAUGAUGACUGGAAGGAAUUGGGAUGGUGGGACGCAGGGGUGUUUGGGAAGUGGAGAAGUGUUGGUUCCUUUUGGCCAGGUCCAAAGAGAAAAUGUAGUCCUUGUUUCUGUCACAUCUGGCACUAGGGACAAUGACUUUAUUGUGUAGUUGGGCCGAUGACUUCCAGAAGAGGGUGGGACAGCCCAGAAAGCACAUCAGUUGGGAGCCAGGGCCCCAGCCUGUUUCCAUCCUAAGCUGGCUCUGCCCUCUCGUAUGGAUCCGUGGGUCCCCUGCACACAUUCACAAGGAUCACCAAGGGUGCUGGAUUCUCAUUUCUUAGACCCUGGCCAGGUCUUGGCUUCACAAUCCAAAUUAAGCACACAGGCCCUUCUUUGUGGCCUGGUCACUAGCCGUCACACAUCCCUUUUCAGGUGGAGUUUCUGGUCUGACCUUGCUCAUUUGGUUCAUUUUGGAGUUGAAUCAUAUCUUUUUUUUGGAUGUUGCAUAUUUCAUCCUGCGACUCAGCCUUGGGAAGAGUGGAGGUGACUGAAUUUUAGUUGAGGGACAGAAAUUUUCUCACCUCCCACAGUUCAUGGCCCCAGAGAUCCUCACUCUUCCCGGAGACUGUGCCUGUCUUGGCCACCUGAUGGUUGUGGUGCACAGAAGAGCCGACAUCAUAUCCAUCUGCAGCCUAAGGCUUCCUAUGGCCAAAGAUCACGAUGAAGCCUGUAUCUAGUCGCUGAAGGACAGGUAGACUUGUUUUUUUGCCUUAUACUCCCUACCCCUAUGCCGGUCUGUACCUGGACCCCGUUCACUGACCCAGGAAGCGGGCCUGGGCAGAAGCCACAGGGAGUCACGAGACUAAAUUUCUCCAGGAUGUGCAUGGGCCUGCCUCACCUUUGCAUUCCUGGGCCUAGCACAGAUCUGGUACCCACCAGGCUCUUGAUGUUUGGAGAAUUAAUGAGGGUGGUCAGGAGAGAUUAGAAACAUCUUUGAGCCCUGAUGAAACACUGAAUCAGAGAUUUCUAGACUUCUGCUCAAGAUCCGCAGGGAAGGUGGGACUUGAAUGGUAGCUAAUUUGGGGCCUUUUCCACAGCUGGAGGAGACUAGUCCCUGAUUUGCACAUGCCAGCUGAUCUCUGGGCCAGCUGGGCCAGCCUCACCUAGAGUUCUUGUUGGAAAUGGCUCCGAUGUCUAUUUUUCACAAACAGCCCAGUGAUAACCAGGGAGUUCGUGAACAGAAGUGCUGACCAGACUCCGAGAGCCUUUUGGAGAGGGACUGAGCUGCCUCCUGCCUGGGAAAAUUAGGCUCCAGUCACUUCCUGGAGCAUGUCAAACCCCACCUCCAGCAGGGCAUCCAGCCUGAGUCCUUCCUCUGCAGAGCAGGCAGCUCCACCCUUUCUGCUCAGCUCUACCUGUCACACCUGAGCCAGCAGUUUGUGUAGUCAGAGGAGCACAGACAGGGCUGCAUGCUGGGGCCUGGGCUGCCCAGCCAUGCUCUGGGCACUCUGGCCAAGGUGGCUGGCAGGCAAAAUGCUGCCCCUCCUGGGGGCAGUGCUGCUUCGGAAGAGCGAGAAGAGGGGCCCUCCUUGGAGGCACUGUUGGCGGGAAACCCACCCAUACUAUGACCUCCAGGUGAAGGUGCUGAGGGCCACAAACAUCCGGGGCACAGACCUGCUGUCCAAAGCCGACUGCUACGUGCAACUGUGGUUGCCCACGGCAUCCCCCAGUCCUGCCCAGACUAGGAUAGUGGCCAACUGCAGUGACCCCGAGUGGAAUGAGACCUUCCACUACCAGAUCCAUGGCGCUGUGAAGAACGUCCUGGAGCUCACCCUCUAUGACAAGGACAUCGUGGGCAGUGACCGGCUCUCCCAGCUCCUGUUUGACCUGAGGAGCCUCAAAUGUGGUCAACCCCACAGACACACCUUCCCACUUGACCACGAGGAUUUACAAGAGCUGCAGGUGGAAUUCCUUUUGGAGAAGAGCCAGGUACCUGCGUCUGAAGUCAUCACCAAUGGGGUUCUGGUGGCUCACCCCUGUCUGAGAAUCCAGGGCACGCUCCAGCGAGAUGGGACAGCCCCAUGUCAAGAGUUCGGCUCUAGGCAGCUCCAGCUGGCAGUGCCUGGGGCCUAUGAGAAGCCACAGCUCUUGCCUCUGCAGCCUCCUGCAGAGCCAGGCCUCCUACCCACCUUCACCUUCCACGCGAACCCAGUGCUGAGCUCCAGGCUGCACGUGGAGCUGAUGGAGCAGCUCGCGGCUGUGCAGAGUGGCCCCAGCAUGGAGCUGGAGACUCAGACCAGCAAGCUGGGCGAGGGAGGCAUCCUGCUCUCCUCUCUGCCCCUAGGCUGGGAGGAACAGCGUUCUGUGGCCCUGGGGGAGGGUUAGGAAGUGGCUCUGAGUGUGAAGGUGGAAAUGAGCUCCGCGGACCUGGACCUACGCCUUGGCUUUGACCUCUGUGAUGGGGAGCAGGAGUUUCUGGACAGGAGGAAGCAGGUUGUGUCCAAGGCCCUGCAGCAGGUGCUGGGAUUGAGUGAGGCUCCGGACAGUGGCCAGGUGCCUGUAGUGGCUGUGUUGGGUUCCGGGGGUGGAACCCGAGCCAUGUCUUCUCUGUAUGGCAGCCUGGCGGGGUUGCAGGAGCUCGGCCUCCUAGACACUGUGACCUACCUGAGUGGGGUCUCUGGAUCCACCUGGUGCAUCUCCACACUCUACAGGGACCCACUCUGGUCCCAGGUGGCCUUGCAGGGCCCCAUUGAGCGUGCCCAGGUUCGCGUCUGCAGCAGUAAGAUAGGAGCUUUGUCCACGGAGCGGCUACAGUACUACACUCAGGAACUUGGGGUCCGGGAGCGCAGUGGCCACAGUGUGUCACUCAUCGACCUCUGGGGCCUUCUCGUGGAAUAUUUCCUGUACCAGGAGGAGAACCCUGCCAAGCUGUCUGACCAACAGGAGGCGGUCCACCAGGGUCAGAACCCUUACCCCAUUUACGCCGGUGUCAACGUCCGCACCAACAUCAGUGGGGAAGACUUUGCAGAGUGGUGUGAGUUCACCCCCUAUGAGGUCGGCUUCCCCAAGUAUGGGGCGUAUGUUCCCACCGAGCUCUUUGGCUCAGAGUUCUUCAUGGGACGAUUGCUGCAGCUCCAGCCCGAGCCCCGGAUCUGCUACCUGCAAGGUGUGUGGGGCAGUGCCUUUGCUGCCAGCCUGGAUGAGAUCUUCCUAAAGACUGCCGGCUCAGGCCUCGGCUUCCUGGAGUGGUACAGAGGCAGUGUGAAUAUCACAGAUGACUGCCAGAAGCUUCAGCUGCACGACCCCUCGAGGCUUCGGACUAGGCUCCUCACCCCCCAAGGGCCCUUCUCCCAGGCUGUGCUGGACAUAUUCACCUCCCGCCUCACUUCCGCCCAGAACUUUAACUUCACCCAGGGCCUUUGCUUGCACAAGGACUAUGUGGCUGGCAGGGAGUUCGUGACCUGGAAAGACACACACCCGGAUGCCUUCCCCAACCAGCUCACUCCGAUGCAGGACUGUCUGUACCUGGUAGACGGAGGCUUUGCCAUCAACUCCCCAUUCCCACUGGCUCUGCUGCCUCAAAGAGCGGUGGACCUCAUCCUGUCCUUCGACUAUUCCUUGGAAGCCCCUUUUGAGGUCUUGAAGAUGACAGAGAAGUACUGCCUGGACAGAGGAAUCCCCUUCCCUACCAUCGAGGUGGGCCCUGAGGACAUGGAGGAGGCCCGCGAGUGCUACCUGUUUACCAAGGCCGAGGACCCCCGCUCGCCCAUCGUGCUGCACUUCCCCCUUGUUAACAGCACCUUCCGCACACACCUGGCCCCAGGUGUGGAGCGACAAACAGCUGAGGAGAAGGCCUUUGGGGACUUUAUGAUCAACAGGCCAGAUACCCCCUAUGGCAUGAUGAACUUCACCUAUGAGCCCCAGGACUUUGAUCGGCUGGUGGCCCUGAGCCGGUACAAUGUUCUGAAUAACAUGGAGACCUUGAGGUGUGCCCUCCAAAUGGCUCUGGACCGGCAGAAGGUUGGGGGCUGACCAAGGCAGGAGACAGAGGACUGUGACCCAGAGGAGACACCCUGCUCAAAGCCAGGGCGUGUAGAGGGAGGAGCAAUGGGAACUCUGUGCGGGGUCUGCUGCCCUUCUCUCUAGGACCUGCCUCAAGGUGCCCCAGACCCUGGAAAGCUCUUGCACAAUUGCAGCUUGGACUUGCGGCAGUGGCCUCCUCUUGGAGAAGAUGGGGCAGUAGAUCUCUCCAGGGGAUCUUGGGGAAUCGAGGACAGAAGACAGCAGCACUCAUUUCACAGCCAGGUGUGGAGAGAAUCAGGUACACCACAGGGCCCACCCCAGGCACAGAAGGACCUCAGAGGGCCCGGGUCCUCAGACCCACACAGAACAGGGGCUGAGGGUGCCGAGGUGCCAGCUGUCCUCCUCAUACCAAGAUGGAAAACAGAGACCAAUCCACCCAUACUUCCUGCAGAAUGGCCCAAGCCCCAACCCCACCUCAAGCUCCUGGAUGCACUGCUGUCAAGAAUCAAGAACAAGGUGCUGGGUGGGUGACUCCAUCGUUCUAACCCUCCUUCUGCUUUCUGGCCUCCUCAUGCCUCCUCCCAGAUCACCCUUUUCUUCCCAGCAUCCUAAAGCCUGUGGGGUGCUCCAGGUGGGAGAUGUGAAAUGUCCCCCUGCUAAUCACCCAUGCUUCAACCUUUGAGUAUGUGCCACAUUCUCUGGUCAUGUGCAUGGUGGCCACGUUAUGCAGAUAUAGUCUCACCAUUCCCAGGAGCUAAAUGGGUGUGUCCAGAAGGGGCAUCUGUUCAUCGGGCGAGAGUGGAUGUAUUCCUGUAUGUGGGGCAGGGGCUGUGCUAGUUCCGGGGGGUGGGUAGGUGGCAAGGCCUGGGCGGGGCACAGGAAGCCUCGCCUGGGCUCCUGCCCCUUUCCCAGAUGCAUCACUGGUCUGGGCAAGUCUUGUUUGUUGCUCUCCCUCUUUCCCAUUCCCCUGACCUGCCAGGAACUCUUCAAAUUAUCUAGAACCUCCCUUGUGGGCAGCACUAAGAUCUCUGAAGAAGAGGAGAUCCCUUUCCAGCCAGGCCCUCUCCAUCUGGCUGUGGCCUCUGCAGCAUAUGCCCCAGUGCUAAGCCACCUGGGACCCUGCAGCGGCACUUGAGCCCCUGUGCCGCCUUCUCUGCACUCUCACACAAACAUGCUGUCAGGGACCACAGCCACAGUCCGACUUCAGUCAGGGAUACCAGUGCUGGGAAGCCUCACCUGUGCGGAGUCUGGGAAGAAGGUGCUAGUUCUGGCUCCUGGGUGGGGGAAGGGUGACCAGAGCCCAGCCUCUGUCUUGGCCUGGCCUGGUCUGGGACUCACAGGCAUCCAGCUGGCAUGAGCUGUGAGGACGGGGGGAGCAGUGCUUUGGGCUGGCAUGGGGUGGGGGCAUCUCAGUUCUCCCCGCCACCUCCUCACUACGGCUGCCUGUCACAGGCCACCGCCCCUCCUCUGGGCUCAGCAGUGAGGGAUUUAUCUGGGAGUUGAUCUGGCUCCUGCUGCGGCCACCGUCAUCAACACCGCUGUGCCUUCCGUCAUCAAUACCGCUGUGCCUUCCGUCAUCAAUAACUUGUUAGUAGAAUGUUCAUAGGGUUCACAGCUUAGAACUGCACAGCCUUCACAACUUAGAAUCUGCUGUGUUUCUUCAGUGCCUCAUAGAGCUUCAGGCUGUCCCUGGCUCCUAGAAAGUCAAUCUACUGAUGGUGAGGAUUUUUGUCUGUUUUGUUCAUUGCUGUAUCCUCAGUGCCCAAAGCAGCGGCUAAUACAUGGUAGCUGCUCAGUAAAUAUUUGAUAAAUGAA
Molecule: messenger RNA, 5991 nt
Organism: Sapajus apella (tufted capuchin)
Lineage: Eukaryota; Metazoa; Chordata; Mammalia; Primates; Cebidae
Gene: PLA2G4F
Product: phospholipase A2 group IVF
Exons: 20
Biological process (GO): glycerophospholipid catabolic process
Cellular component (GO): cytosol
Molecular function (GO): calcium-dependent phospholipid binding; calcium ion binding
Source: RefSeq, a predicted model, not a curated record